UGAUCUGAAAAAUGAAGAGAGUACUACUAAAUGCAUCGUGUUUGUUACUUCUUUUCGCUUCUUAUGUAGAUAGUCACGCAUUCAUGUCUCUGAAGCCUGAUGACAUGUUCGAAUGCUUUAGGACGCUGAUGUGCCCUUUAAAUCGGACUGAAGACUUUUAUAAACUAGAUGAGGAAUUUGCACCAGAGCUGAAAGAAAAAACCUGGGAAUUGAUCAAGAAUGUAUUCGGCGUUGAGGGCCCAGACAAUACGCUUGAAAACUGGGUUAAAUAUAGAGCUGUUACCUGUGAUUUUCCAGAAGACAAAUUUAAAAAACUGUUCAACGAAUAUUUCCAGUUAGCAGGUGAACACUGGCUGGAAGCUUGUAUUGACAACUUCUCAGAAAAGUGCAAACACUCAGAAGAAGCUGCAGCAAAAGUUACUGAUUACUACGAGGGACAGUUUGUGAAUGGAAAUUGUAAGAAGAGUGGAGGAACGGACCCGAUAACGAUGAAGAAACCAAUGUUUGGAUGAAAACUUGACUGAUCAAUCUUUGAAAAGUUUGAUUUGGUUUAUUUUACAGGAAUUGUAUUGAUUUGAAACUAUAUUAAAAAUUAUUUCAGCAAAUAUGC
This is a messenger RNA of Argiope bruennichi, 610 nucleotides long. RefSeq lists its product as uncharacterized. NCBI's taxonomy places the organism in Eukaryota, Metazoa, Arthropoda, Arachnida, Araneae, Araneidae. The record is from RefSeq and is a predicted model, not a curated record. The transcript is spliced from 6 exons. The coding region runs from base 12 to 512 and encodes 166 amino acids.